Rosa chinensis is the source of this 852-nucleotide messenger RNA. RefSeq names its product NAC domain-containing protein JA2L. Lineage: Eukaryota; Viridiplantae; Streptophyta; Magnoliopsida; Rosales; Rosaceae. The record is from RefSeq and is a predicted model, not a curated record. Gene Ontology annotation, molecular function: DNA binding. Gene Ontology annotation, biological process: regulation of DNA-templated transcription; system development. The transcript has a single exon. The coding region runs from base 1 to 852 and encodes 283 amino acids.
AUGGCAAUUCUCUCCAACAAACUCCCAGUGGGGGUCAGGUUCCUUCCCACAGACCAGGAACUGCUCGAUUACUAUCUCCGCACAAGGAUCGCCAUGGGUGACCAGUUUCGCACCGAUUUCGUCGCCGAUUGUCCUCAUUUCUACGGAGACAAGGAGCCCUGGGUUGUCUGGCAGAUCUACGGCGGCGGUGAGUCCAAGAAAGUGGAGGAUGAAAAUACUCUCUAUUUCUUCACCCAUCGGAGAAGGCUGAGUCCCACCGCCAAGAGAUUUGAUCGGAAAGUGGGUUCCGGCACUUGGAGUGGUCAAUAUUCGAGAGAGGUUGAGGAUGAUGGUGUUGUUAUUGGGCUCAAGCGGGACUUUCGAUACGAGGGCGGUUGUGACGAGAGUCACAACGACGCUUGGUUGAUGCAAGAGUUUCAGCUUGAUGAUGAUUCGGAUUUGGUACUGUGCUCUCUGAGAAAAAACCCUAGAAAGGGGAGCAAUACCAGAGUAGUUAAUGAUAAAAAGAGAAAGAGCAUUCCACAACCCAGAAAGCCAAAAUCUAAAAGGCAGAAAAAGGAAGGGACUUGUCAUCAGGAACAAGGCAGCAGCAGUACUGUUCAUCCCAAUUACGAGUUGCCCUAUCCACAAAUGGAUGUUCAUCCCAAUUACGAGUUGCCCUAUCCACAAAUGGAUGAUCUAGAUUUUUAUUUGCCUGAGAUUUAUCCAGAUCUGUUUGUUGAUGAUGGGCGUGAUUUAUUUACUAUGGAUGACUUGCUUGGAGAAACCCCAGUUUGGGAGGAGGGCAACAACUUCAAUUUGGGGGAGGAGGGCAACAACUUCAAUUUGGUUACAGGAGUACCACUUCUUUGA